UUCCUGACCCUGGGACCAAUGGCCACCAGGACAGGGCCCGUUUGUGGUCAAGUGAGAAUCUGAAUCAUUAUAACCGAGGAAAGAGUCCGGGCGCAACCCAGAGCCCGGAGGCAACAAUCGAUAUGACAAUAAUUGACAAGCAGCGUUAAGCAUCAGCCGAGAUGGCGAAGGAUGGCGGUGAUUGGCCCAUCGCCCGCAGAGCCCGACGACAUCUUGGGACGCCAAGAAGUCGGAGUUUGCCGGUGAGAGGCCGAAUUCCUUCCAGAGUUUCCACUCCCUCGUGGCUUCCCCUCACCAUAUUUUCCCCUAUUUUCUGCGUCUCCUCGUCCCGGUUCGUGUUUAAUCGUGGUGAUCGACAGAAUGCUUCAAUCCUCAAAGAUCCGUCAAUAAGCGAAAUCCCUUGCCUUGUAUGCAAGCCUUCCCAGAUCAAUUGGCAUGCGGAAUGGCCGCCGCAGCAAAAUUUCCACCGUUUUGUCUGACGCCAAGCAGGACCAGGACUAAAUCGUUCGUGCCGUCGGU
This is a messenger RNA of Aspergillus piperis CBS 112811, 519 nucleotides long. RefSeq lists its product as uncharacterized. The coding region runs from base 162 to 479 and encodes 105 amino acids. The record is from RefSeq and is a predicted model, not a curated record. The transcript has a single exon. NCBI's taxonomy places the organism in Eukaryota, Fungi, Ascomycota, Eurotiomycetes, Eurotiales, Aspergillaceae.